AUGGACCCGAUCCGUCACGAAGAAUCGGAGAGGAUGCCGAUGACGUUGGUACCGAACAGGCCUCUCCCCGAAGCAAGCUUCGAUGCCUUUGACGUAAAAGCAGUAGUGUUGGGAUACUACAGUACACUGCUGUGUACCCGACCUGGAUCGGGAGAAGCGUUCGCUUUUCGUUCCGAUCGGUCGCGACGAUCCAUCCGUUCCCAACAUUGCUCGUGGACGCAUCCUCCCGAAGUCUUUCGAUCCCCGUCCUUGUAUUUAAAGGAUCAGCGAGACGAUGAGGAAGACGACAAUCAACGGAAACCAUCCAACGCCACACCAGAACCCGUCAACGACGUUCUUUCCCGAUUUACCGCUCCCCGAAUCGACGACCCAUUCCUACCCUUAUCCGACGUCCUCGUCGCGCAAAUCAUCGCUCCGAGUCUACAGAUCGCCUGGUUGAGUCUCAAUCACGCACCGUCACCUUCCUGGCUCCAACCCAUAUUCGCCACCUCCACACUCUACAGCAGUCGCGGGAGUCUGAUCGCUCCCACACUCAUUCACGGCGCCGCACUGGCCUCGUGUUGGAUCGUGGGAGCCCUGGCGGCCCGCGCCUACCAACAAGACGCGAUCGCGGCCGACGCCGACGGUAAACUGGGCACCGUGCUCGCGCGAGUCGUACAGGCCGGGGCCUUUGCCACGGGAAUACUGAUCCUGGCCACCCAAACGGAUCUCUUUCUCGAAUACGGACGCUGGGUUCAAGUCGGCGAAACGGAAGAAAUUGAUUUUCGACUCCUCGUGGCACUGGUGGAACUCAGUAACGACGUUUUUUUCGAAGCGACCACUAUGGUUACCUGGAGACUGUAUCUGGCCUGGCAAAGCGUGCGGCGGCAGCGAUAG
This is a messenger RNA of Phaeodactylum tricornutum CCAP 1055/1, 876 nucleotides long. RefSeq lists its product with no specific name. The transcript is spliced from 2 exons. Lineage: Eukaryota; Bacillariophyta; Bacillariophyceae; Surirellales; Neidiaceae. Bases 1 to 876 code for a protein of 291 amino acids. The record is from RefSeq and is a predicted model, not a curated record.